CAUUUCCUCUCACGCCCACUUCCAACCUAGGAGGCUUUUGGUUUCUGCUUUUGUUGUUUUUAAAAUUAAAAGUUAAACCCAGGAAGCUUUGGAUCAGAGUUUUGCGUGGCAGUUCGGGUCAUUAGCCAGAACUGGUCACACUUUCUAGCUAAACACAGGGAGGCAGAAAGAACAGUCCUAACAGGACCCUAGAAGGAAGAACAGAAGGAAUUGGGGAACAGCUCCAAUAGCAACCACACGUAUUAACUGAAUUAACUCGCACAUGGAUUAAUUGAUGGACAUUGGGUUUAUGGAACUACCUUUUUGUGACCUGCUCUUCCUACAGUUUCUAAGAAGAAAAAGGGGCCCCUGAAUCAAAGAAGAUGCCUCGAACUAAACAGAUUCAUCCCAGAAAUCUAAGAGACAAAAUUGAAGAAGCACAAAAAGAACUUAAUGGGGCAGAAGUGUCAAAAAAAGACAUCUCAGAGGCUGGUAUUAAAGGAGCUUCAGAAUCACUGAAAGGUGUGAAACGAAAAAAGAUUGUAGCAGAGAAUCACCUGAAAAAAAUACCGAAAUCCCCCCUGAGAAAUCCCCUCCAGGCAAAACACAAACAGAACACGGAAGAGCCCUCCUUCGCCGUUCUUCAGAGCGCGGCGGAGCCCCCAAAGAAGCAGAACCACAGCCCUGCGAAAAGCGGGAAGCAGUUCACCAGGCACAACGGAGAGACCCCUGGGGUAGCUGCCGAGGCCCCUAAAGCCCACGAGCCCGCCUCCCCGAGGAAGGCCCCGUUGCCGCAGCACCCGGCCAAGCCCAGGGCCCCCGAGGGAAGAUGCGACUGCAGCUCUGCGCGCGGUAAAGGCAGGACCGACCCCCGUGAGUGCACCUCCUCCCGCCGCAGCCCCCCGCCCUCCUCGUUCGCAAGCACCGCCUUCGAUGUCUUGCUGAAGGCCAUGGAGCCGGAGCUGAGCAGCCUGUCGCAAAAGGGCUCGUCUUGUGCGGUGAAGAUCGAGAGGCUGAGACCACAUCACACCGCACGACCGCCUCCUCGCCCGGACAGCAGCCCGAUGGACGCCCCCGAGCCGACCGCGCCAGAGCCGGCCGCCCCGUCACAGCCUCCUCCUCGGACCUCGUACCCCGGGCACGGGUCUGCAGCUCAGAAGCACGACCGGGCGGCAGGCCAGGCCGCUCCUCCUUCGUAUAACCCACAGGAGCUCUCUGUUCCUGACCCUGGCCAACAAAAUCAGCCGCUUCCAGCGUGUUCGGGUUUCGCCAGAUCCCUCACGAGUCUGCACAGUCAGGGCAACGUCCAACUUGAACACGUGUAUAAUGCAGCGGUGACGUCGUCCGUGGGCCUGACGUCACCGCCCAGCAGAACUCAGGUUUCUCCUGCAAACCAGCAAGCGGAUGCCGCCUCCCCUCUGUCCGUGAGCCCCGCCCUUUCCACGCAGUCACCCCCCACGCCCAUUUACAACUCAACUCCUGUCGCCUCUGUCGUUAAUCACAGCGUGGAACAAAUGUGCAAUCUUCUCCUGAAAGAUCAGAAGCCAAAAAAACAAGGAAAAUACAUCUGUGAGUAUUGCAAUAGAGCUUGUGCAAAGCCCAGUGUGCUUUUAAAGCACAUCCGCUCCCACACUGGAGAGAGACCCUAUCCCUGCGUGACCUGCGGGUUUUCAUUUAAGACUAAAAGUAACCUGUACAAGCACAAAAAAUCCCACGCACAUACUAUCAAACUGGGUCUCGUCUUGCAGCCGGAUGCUGGCGGCUUGUUCGUGUCUCAUGAGUCCCCCAAAGCACUUAGUGUCCAUUCGGAUGUGGAGGAUAGUGGGGAGAGUGAAGAGGAGGGCGCGGCGGAUGAAAGGCAGAACGACCCGGGCUCCAUGGACCUGCAGUCCAUGCAGAUAAUGAAAACGGCAUCCGGCUUGGAAGCUUUACCAAAAUCAGGUUCCAUCCCAAGCAAUCUAGAUCCUGUGGUAGGUGACUUUUGCAUACAGGACAGAUCUUCAGAACCACAGGCUGCGACAGAGUUACCAAAGGUUGUGGUCCACCCCAUCAGUGUGUCCCCUUUAAGAGUUGACAGCCCAAAGGUUACGGAUUCCAAGCCUGAACUUCCUAGUGCACAGAAACAGAAAGACCUUCAGAUGACCCGUGUGCUGUCCCACUCAGCCUGGGCGUCCACCCUGGAGAUGGAUGAGAAGUCCCGUCAGAAGGGCGACGUGAGUCACACAGAAGGAAAACAAGAAUUUCAUGUGGGAACAGUACAUGCCCAGCUACAAAGGCAGCAGGCCACUGAUUACUCCCAAGAGCAGCAAGGAAAACUUCUCCUGAGUCCUCGCAGUUUGGGAAGUACGGAUUCUGGUUACUUUUCACGUUCUGAAAGUGCCGACCAAACGGUGAGUCCACCGACCCCCUUUGCCAGAACGUUACCCCUGCCAGAGCAGGACUCUAAGACGAAUGGGCCCUCUGCACCUCGUGUCAGCACACCAGCAGCUUCUGCUCUCCCAGCAGGUGAAAAAGCAUCACUCCUCCCAGGUCAGAUGCGCCCACCUUUGGCAACAAAAACGCUUGAGGAACGGAUAUCAAAGCUUAUCUCAGACAAUGAAGCCUUGGUAGAUGACAAACAACUGGAUAGCGUGAAACCACGGAGAACCUCUCUCUCACGACGGGGAAGCAUCGAUUCCCCCAAAUCGUACAUAUUUAAGGAUUCUUUCCAGUUUGAUUUAAAACCAAUGGGACGGAGAACAAGUUCAAGCUCUGAUAUACCAAAGUCCCCGUUCACCCCCACGGAGAAAUCAAAGCAGGUAUUUCUUCUGUCUGUACCUUCCCUCGACUGUCUGCCCAUCACCAGAAGUAAUUCUAUGCCUACCACAGGGUACUCAGCAGUACCUGCGAGCAUCAUCCCUCCCCCCCACCCACUGAGAGGAUGUCAGUCCUUUGAUGACAAAAUUGGCGCUUUCUACGAUGAUGUCUUUGUACCAGGACCUAACACUUCUGUGCCCCAAAGUGGGCAUCCCCGCACCCUUGUCAGACAAGCAGCAGUAGAAGACUCUUCAGCAAAUGACAGCCACGCUCUCGGUACCGGACAGUCCUUGGAUGAGAGCCAUCUGGGCAGCAGCCCCGCCGGCGAGCCCGCAGCAGCAAGGAGCAGGCCCCCGGCCCCCAGCUCACAUGUGGAAAAGAAGAAGUCUCAUCAGGGACGCGGGACCAUGUUUGAGUGUGAGACCUGCAGAAACAGGUACAGGAAACUGGAAAAUUUUGAAAACCACAAGAAAUUUUACUGUUCAGAGUUGCACGGACCAAAAACAAAGGUGGCCCUGAGGGAGCCCGAGCACAGCCCGGUGCCCAGUGGUACACAGCCUCCCAUCCUGCACUACAGGGUUGCCGGUGCCACCGGGGUCUGGGAACAGACGCCCCAGAUACGGAAAAGGAGGAAAAUGAAAAGCGUCGGAGAUGAUGACGAAAUUCAGCAAAAUGAACGCGGAGCUUCUCCCAAGAGCUCUGAGGGCCUCCGGUUUCAGAGCGCAGCGGGCUCGGGUCCCAGUUUGUCUCAGCAGAACGUUCCCGGAGCCGGUGACCAGCAGCCUAGAAAUACCCAGCUGCAAACCUCCCAGAUGCAGCUUGUGGCCAGAGGCCCUGAGCAGCCCCUGGACCCGAAGCCAUCAUCCGUCGUGGAAGAGCAGAUGAGCUCGGCCAUCCAAGACAGGACGGAGCCCAAGAGACACGGGGCCAGCAUCUCUGUCAUCCAGCACACGAACUCGCUGAGCAGGCCCGCUGCGCUCGACAAGUUCGAGUCUGGUGAAGGCGCCUCCCCACUUUCUUUCCAGGAGCUGAGAACAGGGAAGCCCGGGGCUCUGAACAUAAGAGGGAUCUCCCAAGAGGAGGGCCGCCCUCCCCAGAACACGGCUCAGCCUCCGCAGCCUGCACUGUUAGAUGCUCUGAGGGGGGAACUUCAGGAAGCUUCCAGAAAGAUCUCAGGUGAGCGACACGUGUUAGGACAGCCCUCAAGACUUGUCCGGCAGCACAACAUCCAAGUCCCAGAAAUCCUGGUCACAGAAGAGCCAGACCGGGACCUGGAAUGCCAAGGUCAUGAUCAGGAAAAGUCCGAGAAGUUCAGUUGGCCACAGCGGAGUGAAACCUUGUCCAAACUGCCAACAGAGAAACUGCCGCCCAAAAAGAAGAGGCUCCGUCUUGCUGAGAUUGAGCACUCCUCCACCGAAUCGAGCUUUGACUCCACUCUCUCCAGGAGUCUAAGCAGGGAGAGCAGUUUAUCUCAUACUUCGAGUUUCUCCGCUUCCUUAGACGUAGAAGACGUUUCUAAGACUGAAGCCUCCCCCAGAAUUGAUUUUCUGAAUAAAGCGGAGUUUCUCAUGCUUCCAGCUGGCUCUAAUACCCUGAACGUUCCUGGGAGUCACCGGGAAAUGAGGCGCGCUGCGUCGGAACAGACUCACUGCCUGCAGACGGCGAUGGAGGUCUCUGAUUUCAGAAGUAAGUCAUUCGACUGUGGAAGCAUCACUCCAGCUCAGACAGCACCACCUGCUGAACUGCAGCCUCCGACAUCCCCUUCUGGCCUGGGGAUCGCUGGGCACGUGCCUCUCUUGGAAAGACGGAGAGGCCCACUGAUACGGCAGAUCUCUUUGAACAUUGCUCCGGAGAGUCAUCUAUCUCCCGGGAACCCAUCAUCUUUCCAAACUAUUGCUCGUCCUCGUGUGAACACGGUGCCCUUUCAGGGGCCCCAGCUCGCACACACACCUUCAGCUGAGUUUCCUGCAAAUACUUUGCACCCUCAGGCUCACGUUAAGGAUCUGCGAGCAGAAACCUCAAGUUCCAACUCUCCAAACGUCUUUCCUUUUCAACAGCUUUUUGGUAUCCAUUUGUUAAAUCAAACCCAUGCGCCCCUUAGCCGCCCAAACACACAGAUGUCUCUGCAAGUGUCUACACAGAGUGUCAAAGCAGAUGCAAGCCCCAGUGGGCGUGUACCUUCUAAAAGUGAGGAUUGUUUUGCUCCCAAGUACCAACUUCAUUGUCCGGUGGUGCCUUCGAGCCAGCCUGGUGCUUCUAAUCCUGUACAUCCUCUGCCGAAGCAAAUGCUUCCAGAUCCAGCUGGGGCCAGCCAUCGUUCGCCCUCAUCAGCAUCUCCAGCCAGAUUAGUGGAAGCCACGUCUAAUUCGUGUCCUCUGCCACCACUGAAGGCCGGACCUCUCAGCGGUCAGGUGCCGAAUGUGCCAACGUCCUUUACACUGCCCGUGCAUCUGCAGAGCCAGGUCCCAACAUACUGUUUUGCCACAGUCACGUCUCUGCCACAAAUCCUAGUGACCCAAGAUCUGUCCAAUCAGCCGAUUUGCCAGGCUAAUCAUAGCAUGUUGCCAAUCAGCGAAGAACAAAAUUCCGUGCCAGAAUCGCAAAACGAUCACCAGAAAGCUGUGCCAAACCCAGAGGGAGACUUCGUCUGCGAAAAUGUUUUUUCAGAGAUGGGCCAAAAUUCGUCUCCAUCAGAAUCCUUGCCCGUACAGGCUCAGAAAGUGUCUGUUGGUAGACUUUCCCCCCAACAAGAAUCUUCAGCUUCAAGUAAAAGGAUGCUCUCCCCAGCAAAUAGUUUAGACAUUGCCAUGGAAAAACACCAGAAGCGAGCCAAGGAUGAAAACGGAGCUGUUUGUGCAACAGAUACUAGACCAUUGGACGCACUGAGUUCAAGCGUUCAUGAAGUUAGUAAACAGAAGAAGCCUGUUCUGGUGAGGCAGGUUUGCACUACGGAGCCCUUUGAAGCUGUGAUAUUGGAACAGGAUGUUUUUUCUCUCCCUGAAGUUAGUAGUGAGGCUCUUCAUUUGACUGAUAUUUCACCAGCUGAUAAUUUGUCAUCAGGACCGUCUAAGCCUGUGGCUAUAGAACCUAUAAAAGAAUUGCAGGAAUUUGAAAACAUCCUGUCAGCCUCGUCACUAACUCAGACAGUUAGAAAUUCAGGUGUCCCUGUAGAGAAAACUCGCGUUUCUCCUUCAGAAUGUGUCAACAGUAACCAGGAAAGGAAGUCUCCAGGGGUUAAACAUCCAGGCGACAAAGCGAACAUCCAAGAACAGAGUCAACCUGCAGCCACCUCUCCUUCCGCGUGUGAGGCCGGCGACACGCAGCAGCCGUCCUUCCCCAGCCUGAAGACCGCAACCAGCUUCACGUGGUGUUAUCUGUUGAGACAGAAGGCCUUGCACCUGCCCCAGAACGACCAGAAAACGUCGGCCUACACCGAUUGGACCGUGAGCACCAGCGACCCAGAUCCUCUGGGCUUGCCUACCAAAGUGGCCCUUUCUCUCCUGAACUCAAAACAGAAGACGGGAAAGUCUCUAUAUUGCCAAGCAAUAACGACCCACUUCAAGUCAGAUUUGCUGGUCUAUUCAAGCAAGUGGAAAAGCAACUUCAGCAAGAGAGCAUUAGGUAAUCAAAAGUCCACAGUAGUUGAAUUCAGCAGUAAAGAUGCCUCUGAAAUUAACAAUGACCAAGAUAAAGAAAAUUCCUUAAUCAAAAGUGAACCAAGAAGAAUUAAAAUAUUUGAUGGAGGAUAUAAAUCAAAUGAAGAGUAUGUCUAUGUCCGAGGCAGGGGAAGAGGAAAGUACAUAUGUGAAGAAUGUGGAAUCCGUUGUAAGAAACCUAGCAUGUUAAAGAAACACAUACGAACCCAUACAGAUGUCCGCCCCUACCACUGCACUUACUGUAACUUCUCCUUUAAGACUAAAGGAAAUCUGACAAAACACAUGAAGUCCAAGACACAUAGCAAGAAAUGUGUGGAUUUAGGCGUCUCAGUAGGUUUAAUAGAUGAACAAGAUACAGAAGAAUCAGAUGAAAAACAAAGAUUCAGCUACGAGCGGUCUGGAUAUGAUCUGGAAGAAUCCGAUGGCCCCGAGGAGGACGAGAACGAGAACGAAGAUGAGGACGAAGACAGCCAGGCCGAGUCGGUCCUGUCCGCAGCCCCCUCGGCCACGGCCAGCCCGCAGCACCUCCCGGCUAGAAGCAGCCUCCAGGACUCUGGCGGUGCUGACGAGGACGUCAGGAUUCCUGAUUGCUUUUCUGGCGGACACACGGACCUGAUGGACGUCCUGCCGAGAGCGUUGCCCACCAAGAUGACCGUGCUUAGCGCAGUGCAGUCAGACCGCAGCGGGGAGCCGGGGUCUCCAGUGAGGACCAGGCGGCGGGCUGCGGGAGACGAGGACCAGGCAGCCGCUCCAGGAGGCUCUGCCGGGCCCCCCGAGGCUGCGCCCAGGUCCCCGUGUCACCAGAUGUCUGUGGACUACCCCGAGUCCGAAGAGAUCCUGAGAAGUUCUGUGGCAGGAAAGGCUAUUGCUUUAACACAGGGCCCGGCGUCAUCCUUGAGCCUUCCUCCACCGGCAGCCGAGCACAGCCCUCAGCCCGGAGGGGCGCCUCCUCCCGCAACCUCACCUCGGCCCGGCGCUCAGGACCAGAAGCAGCAAGUGACUCUCCCUGCGCCCACCGGGCUGCCCACUCCCCAGACGCAUCUGUUCAGCCACCUUCCUCUGCAUUCCCAGCAGCAGUCAAGGACGCCGUAUAAUAUGGUUCCGGUCGGGGGGAUCCAGGUGGUCCCUGCCGGCCUCACGUACUCCACGUUCGUGCCCAUCCAAGCUGGGCCGGUACAACUCACGAUCCCCGCGGUCAACGUCAUUCACGGAACGGCGGGCACCCCCGGGGACCUGAGCGCAGACGUGUCCGGUGCCACCAGCCCCGCUGCCGGAGUGGCCGAAUUAAGCAGCGUGGUGCCCUGUAUCCCCAUCGGCCAGAUCCGCGUGCCGGGCCUGCAGAACCUGAGCCCGCCGGCCCUGCAGCCCCUGCCGGCGCUGAGCAUGGAGACCCUCAACAUUUUAGGCCUGGCCAGUGCGAACCUCGGCCCGCAGGCGCGCCCGCCCGGGCUGGCCCUGAACGCGGUGGGGCUGCAGGUGGUGACCGCAAACCCCGCCCCCCAGAGCAGCCCCGCCCCCCCGGCGCCCAUCCCCCGCCUCCAGAUCCUGAACAUUGCCUUGCCCACGCUGAUCCCCUCCGUGAGCCAGGUCCCGGUGGACGCCCAGGGGGCCCCCGAGAUGCCCGCCCCCCCACACAGAGCCCGGGAGGCGCCGCCCAAGCAGCUCGCGGCCGCCGAUGCGCAUCCAGCCGGCGGGACCGCGUCCCCCCAGGGCUCGCCUCGAGUCCAGCGGGAAAACGCACAGAAGGGUCCAGAUCCUCCUGCCCCGGCCAGAGACCACGCCAGGCGGGACGCCUCAAGGCACAUGGACGCCGGGAAGGCCGCCCCCGGGAAUCUGCCGAAGGCCCGGCACGAACUCCCUGCCGCGCAGGGCCAACCGGCCUCCUUGCCCGCGCCGCCCGGCCGGCAGCCCACGCGCCUGGACCGCGAGGCCCCCGCGGCCCGGGCCCCGGCCCGGAGGCCGGCCACACAGUUCAGCGACGUGAGCAGCGACGAGGACGAGGACAGGCUCGUGAUCGCCACCUAGGGGCUUUGUAUUUGGGGGGUUGGGGUUUGGUUUGGUUUUUUUGUUUUUGUGGUUUGUUUUUUUUUUAUAUAACACUUACAGGUUUCUUUGAAAACCCACCUUUCCUUAAAGCACAUUUUUCUGACAUAAACUCAUGACUAAUCUUUGUGCAAUCAUGAACUUUUGACCAAUAAUUGUUGUUUUGUGUCAGCCCCCGCCAUUUUUGUACAUGUUGUAUAGACAAUUGUGCCUUUUAGGGGUUUUAUGUUUAGAAACUGUACAGAUUGUUGAAUAUCUAUAUACAUAAAAUAUAUAUUAUAUAUGUAUAUGAAAACCAGGUAGUUAUUUGUGUUUAGCAAGAAAAACCUGUCAAAUACAUCCAAUGAUUAAAUUAUAUGUUGCACUGUUAAAUAUAAAUUUUUAUGGCUGUGGGCAUAGUUUCUGUGUAUAAAUUAGUAUGUAAACUCCAUAUUUAUUGUAUCCAUAUUAGUCUUUGAAAAUGGGUCUGUCCUUCUUGUGUAAGACAGUAACUUUAC
This is a messenger RNA of Hippopotamus amphibius kiboko, 8971 nucleotides long. It is a transcript of the gene HIVEP1, whose product is annotated as HIVEP zinc finger 1. Gene Ontology annotation, cellular component: nucleus. The record is from RefSeq and is a predicted model, not a curated record. The transcript has 10 exons. Gene Ontology annotation, molecular function: RNA polymerase II cis-regulatory region sequence-specific DNA binding; DNA-binding transcription factor activity, RNA polymerase II-specific. Lineage: Eukaryota; Metazoa; Chordata; Mammalia; Artiodactyla; Hippopotamidae. Gene Ontology annotation, biological process: regulation of transcription by RNA polymerase II. Bases 363 to 8456 code for a protein of 2697 amino acids.